AUGCCGUCCGAAGUUUCAGAUAUCAAGCAGUUCAUCGAGAUCUGCCGGCGCAAGGAUGCUUCCUCUGCCCGCAUCAAGCGCAACCGCAAGACCAACCAGAUAAAAUUCAAGGUCCGAUGCCAGCGGUUCCUCUACACGCUUGUCCUCAAGGAUUCCGACAAGGCAGACAAGCUGAAGCAGAGUUUACCUCCUGCUCUGAAAAUCGCGGAUGUAUCUAAGGGCGGUGCGAAGAAGAAGUCGAUCUAA
Uncinocarpus reesii 1704 is the source of this 246-nucleotide messenger RNA. RefSeq names its product 60S ribosomal protein L38. Gene Ontology annotation, biological process: translation; protein-RNA complex assembly. Bases 1 to 246 code for a protein of 81 amino acids. Gene Ontology annotation, cellular component: cytosolic large ribosomal subunit; ribosome. Lineage: Eukaryota; Fungi; Ascomycota; Eurotiomycetes; Onygenales; Onygenaceae. The record is from RefSeq and is a predicted model, not a curated record. Gene Ontology annotation, molecular function: structural constituent of ribosome. The transcript has 3 exons.